AUAGUGUGUGGGGUCUGGGGAGAGCGGAUAUAGUGAAUGCAGGGUCCAGGGAGAGCGGAUAUAGUGAAUGCAGGGUCCGGGGAGAGCGGAUAUAGUGAAUGCAGGGUCCGGGGAGAGCGGAUAUAGUGAAUGCAGGGUCCGGGGAGAGAUUAUAGUGAAUGCGUGGUCCGGGGAGAGCGGAUAUAGUGAAUGCAGGGUCUGGGGAGAGAUAUAGUGAAUGCAUAAGAGGGGAUAAGAUCUCCAUGUGUAAUACAUAAGGGGGGAUCAUGUAUAAUACAUAAGGGGGGAUAUGAUCACCAUGUAUAAUACAUAAGGG
Staurois parvus is the source of this 316-nucleotide messenger RNA. The record is from the annotation of a GenBank genome assembly. Lineage: Eukaryota; Metazoa; Chordata; Amphibia; Anura; Ranidae.